This is a messenger RNA of Helicoverpa armigera (cotton bollworm), 1787 nucleotides long. Its product is annotated as protein ILRUN. The transcript is spliced from 5 exons. The record is from RefSeq and is a predicted model, not a curated record. NCBI's taxonomy places the organism in Eukaryota, Metazoa, Arthropoda, Insecta, Lepidoptera, Noctuidae. Gene Ontology annotation, molecular function: protein binding. The coding region runs from base 309 to 947 and encodes 212 amino acids.
AUUUCGGUUAUUCGAUCGUUGCACUUGGUGCAACUCUAAAUCAUUCUAUUUUGUCCCGUAUUCAACAAAUAAUGCGACGUAAUCCUCGUUUUAUUAAAACAAUAACUAUGAUUAUCUCGUGAAUUGUUCAGAUUUCAUGUGGCCGUAGUGUAUCUUACUGUUGGUUAAUAUAAAUUCAAUCGUUUUACAGUGCAUCAGUCAAGUCAGCUGACGUACGUAAACAAAGGGCAUGUCAAUAUUUUGUGAAGUGGUGAAACACCUUCAAAGUGAUUUGUGAUAGAAAACCUGAUUAAAUUAAUUCUAAUAAAAUGGAUAUUGACGGUUCUUCGGUAACUGGGGAGAUUGACCAAAAUUUAUUAUUACAAUUCAGUUGUAUGAACACAACAGACAGAGAUGAACUUGUUAAUCAAAUGCAGAGACUCUUGGGUCCUAGUAUGAACUAUAAUACUGCAAGCUUUUUCUUGGAUAUGAGCAAUUGGAAUUUACAAACAGCAAUAUGUUGUUACCUAGAUUAUACUUUACCACCAAAGCUACCUUCUAUGUCUCUGAAAGCUGCUCAAAACCAGGAGGCUGCAGUGGGGCCAGGUGCUUGCUUUGAACAAAGUUGGAGUAUCGCCAACACAGGGGCUGAAGGUUGGCCGGGCUGCUGUAGAUUGAUACAAGCAGGUGGUGAGCCUCUCGGCGCCACUCCUGUCUAUGUUCCACCAUUACCUGCAGGACAUUCCACUACAGUUACAUUAAAGUUGGUAGCUCCCACUACACCAGGCACGCACAGAGGGUACUUUCAUUUGGUGACUGAGAAGGGUGACCAAAUAGGGGAUACAUUAUGGGUCGAAGUCACUGUUGAGUCAGAGAUGACAAUGGCUCUUGUUGAACAACUUGCCGCCUUACCCGUCCCAAGUAGUAAUGGCCAGUUUCAGCCACCACAAGAUGACCAGAUGUGUUGAUGAACAGCAGUCACAAAAUAUUUUGUAAAAUUUUCAUUAAUCUAACACUGAUUAUGUUAUUUCUUACUAUACUUAUGUAGGCAGAUAGCUAAAGGACAUUACAUUGUCCAUCUUGUUAAAUAUGAAAUAGCCAAAGAAUCACAACAUCAUUCAGUUCAUUUACUAUAGAAUAUCCUACUUAUACUAUAAAUGCGCAAGUUUAUGUUUGUUAGUUUUCACGCUAAAACUACUGUAUGAAUUUUGAUGGAACUUGGUAGUAGUGUAGCUUAAUAUCAGGAUAAUGAAUAGGCUAUUUAUUCUCACAUGAGUGGUUUCUCUCUGGAAGCGGAUGGAUCCACAGGCGGAAGCUAGAUUACCAUGAAAUAACAUGUUUACUCUGCUUACCUAUUUGUCAUGCAACUUCACCAAACAACAUUAUUGCUCCAAGAAACUUAUGCAAGGCUUUAUUCAGAAAAUUACUAUUGCAAGUUCAUCCUAUUGAUUUAUUUUUUAAUGUUGGGCAUUUUAUUACAAUCUCUUUUUAUCUGAAACAUCUUAUUUUUCUGACUACACCCUUGGCUAAGAUUUCAAUGCAUGUUUACUCAUCACAAUACUAUGCUAUUCAAAUCAAAGACUCAUAUUUGAAGGAAAAUAAUGUACAAACAAAAUACAUUAUACACUUAAAAUGUUGAUUAGCUGUAAGACAACAAAUUAAGAAUUUGUUAGAUAUUGUUGAAUUUUACAAAAUGUAAUAAUGAUUUUAUUAGGAUUAAUUAUUUUUAGAUUGCAUUGCCAUGAAUGUAAUAAUUAUGGGGGAUUAAUUUUAUAGUAUAAAUAAGCAAGUAUAACUAUGAAAUAAUA